Molecule: messenger RNA, 4222 nt
Organism: Bufo gargarizans (Asiatic toad)
Lineage: Eukaryota; Metazoa; Chordata; Amphibia; Anura; Bufonidae
Gene: RNF111
Product: ring finger protein 111
Exons: 14
Coding region: 209-3133 (974 amino acids)
Biological process (GO): positive regulation of transforming growth factor beta receptor signaling pathway; positive regulation of DNA-templated transcription; ubiquitin-dependent protein catabolic process
Cellular component (GO): nucleus; cytoplasm
Molecular function (GO): SUMO polymer binding; SMAD binding; ubiquitin protein ligase activity
Source: RefSeq, a predicted model, not a curated record
AGCCUUCCCAUCCCCCCGCCGGGGGUAGAGCCAAGCGAUCGGCCCCUUUGGGUGGGGAAGGAAGCUGCGGGGGGUCGGAUUGUGGCCGGCUACGGCAGGCGGAGGAAUGAUCCAGGCCGCGGACUGCUGACCGUGAUCGCUUGUGGUGGACCUCAUUAAUCCACUCAUGGUCUAUUUGUGUGAGUGACAAAACGUUCUACAAGCGGAUAUGAAGCGUGAGGUUCCUUCAGAUGCACCAAAGAGACCGGAAAAUCUGAAAGGGGUGUUGCUGAACCCUAAGUGUGCUGGGACAGCAAGGGCCUUCCCAGCAGACGUGGACAUGAUUGCAAGUAAAGUAGGUAAUGAAUUCUCUCACUGUUGCAGUGACUCUAACAAGCAGCAGAGGACCUUAAGUAACAGCGGCACAGAUCAAGAGAAGGGCCUCGUUCGAAAAAAGAGGAGAAGCCAGCAGGCUGGUCCUUCCUUUACCCAAAGCUGUGCUGGUAAAGAAAAUCAGAGACUGUUAGAGCUAAGACUAGAGCCCCAGAGUGACGAUGACAAUGAUUCUUCCUUUAGCGACUGUGUUUCUUCACCUUCGUCUAGCUCACAUUUUGGGGACUCCGAUACAAUGACUUCCGAUGAGGACAAGGACAACCCUAGACGUUUCUCCCCUGCAGGAGUAAAUCCUACAACUAGAACUCCCAGUGCGAGGGCUCAGAAAUGGCCUCGUCCCCCGUCAGACUCUGUGCCUAUGCUAAUGAAAAGGCCUUGUUAUCAGGUGAGCAGCUUGAGGAGGCCUGUCCAUCGAAAGACUUUUCUGAAAAAGGGUUCAACUCAGAGGACACAGAAACAAAAAGAGCGGAUAUUACUGCAAAGAAAGAAGAGAGAAGUGCUGGCAAGGCAGAAGUAUGCUCUGCUCCCCAGUUCCAGUAGCUCCAGUGAGAAUGAUCUCAGCAGUGAGUCAGCCUCCAGUUCUUCCACUGAUGGAGAAGAAGACCUAUUUGUUUCUCCCGGGGAAAACCACCAGAAUGGUACAACAAUUCCCUCAGGUAGCAUUGAUGAGGACGUUGUAGUCAUUGAGGCCUCAUCCACACCCCAAGUCCCUGGCAACAAUGAAGAAAUCAACGUUACCUCAACAGACAGUGAAGUGGAAAUCGUGACCGUCGGAGAAACGUACAGAUCUCGUGCCUCGCUUGGACACUCUCGAUCCCACUGGGGCCAAAGUUCAAGUUCACAAUCUGGAAGAUCCCAGGAGCACAGGAGUCGCAGUAGAGUUUCUACUGUUAUUCAGCCUCUGAGACAAAAUGCAACUGAAGUUGUGGACCUGACUGUAGAUGAAGAUGAUCUUACAGUUGUGCCAACUACCUCUGGCAGAACAGAGUCUCAGCCUGUAAGCACUGUUUCCAGUGAUUCGUCUACCUCAGAGCCGGCCUCUGAUGCUCUUUCGGGACCCUCAGUGGGUCAGACAUCAACCAAUCCUGAUGCUCCUGCUGUCCCAACAAGUAACAGUACAACAGGCGUGACAGCGGAUGACACCAGAAGGACUACUAGCACUACUGCCGAUGGUGGGCCGCCAGCAAUGCCACGAUUACCAACUUGUUGCCCGGAACAUUCAUCCUGUGGAGGAUCAUCUCAGAAUCCCCAUGUCCUAGGACAUCCUCAUACAAGUUGUUAUCCAACGCACAGUCACCACUUUCCACAUCACCAUCAUCACCACCAUCACAGUUCUCACCCCACCGUUCCCUUGUCUCCUUCCUUCACGGACACACACUGUCCUGUGGAAAGAAAUGCCCCUGUCCCACCGCCUUGUGGAGCAGCAAGCAGCUCUUCUUCUACCUACCAUGACCCGCAAGCCUUGCCUGUGGACCUGAGCAAUAAUGGUAUAAGAAGCCAUGGAAGUGUUAGCUUUCAUAGCACCUCUGCUUUUGACCCUUGCUGUCCUGGUUCAUCUUCACGGUCUUCAGUUUAUGGACAUCAGUCGGCUGCCAGUACAGCUCAAACUAUGGCUAUUGAUGGCUAUGGACCUAGCCUGGUAGCCCAGGCGCAACCACCUCCCCAGACAUCUCUUUCCUCCUGUCGGCAUUUUAUGCAUGCCCCAUAUGCAUCACUUACAAGACCGCUCCAUCAUCAACCAUCUGCUUGUCCUCAUUCACAUUCUAAUCCUCCACCGCAGCCGCCGCCACCACCACCCCCUCCGCCUCCUCAGAUGGACUAUGUGAUUGCUCACCCGGUGCCCCCUUUUCACCCAUCUCUCCCCAGCCUUUCCUCCACACAUCCUGUGCCUCCUCCACCACCAUCCUACCACUUUACAAGUGCUACUGCUCCGCUAUCUCAGCAUCUCUCCUCCUCCCAUCAGUCCAUGUCUCAUCAUAUUUCUGCAACAGCACCUGCAACGCAGAGGCUACGCCCCCAUGAGGUUAUUCAAAGAAUGGAAGUUCAAAGGCGGCGUCUGAUGCAGCAUCCAACGCGUGCUCACGAACGCCCACCGCCACAUCCACACAGAAUGCAUCCAAACUACGGCCAUGGACACCAUAUUCAUGUGCCACAAACAAUGUCCUCUCAUCCCAGGCAAGCUUCUGAACGGUCGGCCUGGGAGAUUGCAAUUGAAACUGGAGUGACUGCAGCACCCUACCAAACCAGUCCCUUACAUCCGCAUUUAUCUCCCUACCAUACACCUCCGCGGCUUCACCACUUACAGCUCGGGGCACUACCCUUAAUGGUUCCAGACAUGGCGGGCUACCCUCACAUCCGCUACAUUUCAUCUGGAUUGGAUGGAAGGUCAUUCAGAGUUCCUUUCAGGGGCAAUUUUGAGGAACUUAUCCAUCUGGAGGAAAGGCUUGGAAAUGUAAAUCGCGGCGCCUCACAGGGCACCAUAGAGAGAUGCACAUACCCACACAAAUAUAAGAAGGUAUCCACUGAUUGGUUCUCACAGAGGAAACUGCAUGGCAAACAAGAUGAAGAGGAAGCCACUGAGGAAGACACCGAAGAAAAAUGUACCAUUUGCCUUUCUAUAUUAGAGGAAGGUGAAGAUGUCAGGCGCCUCCCAUGUAUGCAUCUCUUCCAUCAGGUUUGCGUGGACCAGUGGCUGAUCACAAAUAAAAAGUGCCCCAUUUGUAGAGUGGACAUUGAAGCUCAGCUUUCUACUGACAGUUGACAUUUCUCAAAUCAAUAAAUAAUAAUGUCCCUUCACCCCCUUCGGUACUGCAGCCAACCAAAGAUGGCAUGACCUUAUGUUGAAAUCCAGAUUAAAUUUUCUUUUAAAAAUAAAAAAAAAGAUGGCAUGACUUAACUGCACAGAUGCGGAAGCAUUAAAUCUGGUGUCUGCUCUGCCUCGGUAUACAACUAAUGCUAUAGACUACCAUUUGUAUACAGAUCAUGUUUAGGUCCUUUGCUGCACACAAAGCAGGGAAGAGUAUGUGUAUUUAUACAGCUUUAUUAUUUUUAAUUUUUUUUUCCCGUUUUUUGUUUCUGCCAUUUCCAUUGUUUUGUUAUUUUACAGUUUGUUUUACUCUCUGUAUUUUGCAUGGUUUCUCGUAUUGCAUUUCUUUGCACAUUUAUGGGCUUUGUGAACCCUUAAACUUGCAGGCAAGAUCUAGCUGCUCUAGUUGGUAGAAAUGUGAGUGUGUGUGUGCGCGCGCGUGUUUCUACAUAGUCCCAGGCUAAAUGGAUUUCAUUCAUUACUAAACAGUGAAAUCCUUAAUUUAAUCAAUCGUUAAUUUUUAGUUUGUAUGUAUGAAAGGUUUAGUUGUCAAAAGGAAAUAAUGUAUAAAAACAUUCCUUAUUUUGGGCUGCUGUAUAAAAAAAUAAAAUAAGUGCUGAUUCAGAUAACCUUGUUUUUGACGCUGAGAUCACACUGCUUUGAGAAUAACAUAGAAUAAAUAUUUGCCACAUAUUUUGUUCGGUUUCCUCAAAGGUGUUAAAAAUCACUUUUUCAGCACAAUGCAAAUAUAUUUAAAUGUCGAUAUUAAGGAGUUUAGACUGCUGUUCACCUAUUUAUUUCUUUUCUGGACGUGAUUUUCUUUGCUUCUGUGAAAUCGCUCUAACAAAUUGUCCACUAGCAAGUAGUCAGGUACAUACUCUUACUAAUAUGGGUAAGAAGUCUCCAACGAUUCUAACAUUUAAAUGUAUAGUCUUAAUAGCAGCUGUUAUAUGGCAGGUGUCCAUGCAUCCAGAGAACUUUUUUCAAGGUCCCCAAACACUCUUGCAUAGAGAGUUUUUGGUUUAAUAAAGUUAGCUAAAUGAA